AUGCAGGCAUACAAGCCCGGUACAGCCUACGACGCCAUAGCGGAGGUCUACGAGGCCGUGAAGGUCUGUGACUCCCAGAAGGUGUGUGACUCCCAGAAGGUGUGUGACUCCCAGAAGGUGUGUGACUCAGUGAAGGUGUACGACUCAGUGGUGGUCUACGAACCCGUGAAGCUCUACGAGCCGUUGAAUGCAACGAGCGUGUAUGCUGAGCCAAGCAGGAGCUGUGACUCGAGUAAAGUGUAUGAACCGACUAAGGUUCACGAAUCGGCUAAGACCUGUGAACCGGCUGGGGUUUAUGAGCCGACGAAAGUCUACGCAUCGACGAGUGUGAGCGAAAAGACGAAUGCGUAUGAGCAAGUGCGCAGGGUGUAUGAGGCAACGAAGCCUCAGGCCGCCGUCGUGCAAGAGCUGAGGAGUGCAGAGUCGAGGGUUCCCGAGCCGGAUGGAAGGCCCCUUUCGACUAGGCCGCAGUUCGCUGCGCCCAGGUCUCUGGAAGCCGCGGGGUCUUUCCGAUCGGCUGAGAAGAUGCCUGGGAGCGCGGAGCGAUUGAUGGCUGUACAACGGCCCUUCUCGGGCAGUCGGCGUGUUCCUACGGAGGCUAUCUCGGCAGGGAGUUACCGGCCCAAAGAGAUCAAGUCCUCGGGCGACAUCAAGUACGUGCCCAAGUCGGCUGGGGAGAUUAAUUACGUGGGAGAAGAGCCCAUGUGCGCCGGAGAGAUAAAGUACGUGGGAGACUCCAAGUCGGUUAGAGAGGUGAAGUACGUGGGAGAACCUAAGUCGGCUCCAGCAUCCAGGUACGCGGGAGAGAUGAAGAGCAAAAGCUACAGCCGCGACGAGGCGGGUGUGAAAGCGCGGCUAAGUCUGGAUCGUGUGUCGGAGCACCGGAGUGUCUGCUCCCAGUCGGUGGCCCCGGCGCCUUCGCCGUUAGCGCGGUUUUCUCGCAUCGCGCUCGGUCGUGAGUCCGAGCCCGCACAACCGGCGACUGACAACAAGCAGGCACCCCUCCAGACUUGGACCCGCCACGAGGCAAGGCCGACAUCGGAGGUGAGGCCGGAGGUGAGGCCGGAUGUGAGACCGGAGGCGAGAUCGGAGGCGAGAUCGGAGGUGAGAUCAGAGGUGAGAUCAGAGGCGAGAUCGGAGGUGGGAUCGGAAGUGAUGCCGUAUUUGCAGGACAGUAGUGUCAGCGUAACACUCAGAGAUGACCGGAGCGGCCGGGAGUACACGGAACGCAGGGAGUACACAACGCUCCGGGGUCCUGCAGGCGGCAGCCUGACAAGGGAAGCUGGAAUCAGUCCUAGACGGGACACCAUGAUCACAAUCAGCAUCCCCAGCGAUGGUUCGAAUCCCGUGGUUGCCAUCACUUACUACCAAGGCCGGGGUUUUGACCAUCCGUCCUGGGGCUCUCACGACUGGGCUCCUCACGACUGGGCCUCCUACAGCUAA
Molecule: messenger RNA, 1443 nt
Organism: Gregarina niphandrodes
Lineage: Eukaryota; Apicomplexa; Conoidasida; Eugregarinorida; Gregarinidae
Exons: 2
Coding region: 1-1443 (480 amino acids)
Source: RefSeq, a predicted model, not a curated record